This is a messenger RNA of Stylonychia lemnae, 849 nucleotides long. Lineage: Eukaryota; Ciliophora; Spirotrichea; Sporadotrichida; Oxytrichidae. The record is from the annotation of a GenBank genome assembly.
AUGUCAAAUUACAUUUUCAGUUUGGGAGAUACUCUUUUCACUCCAAAUGGUGUUUAGUAUAGAUUUGGCAUGUGGUUUUGGACAUACUGGCCUAGGAAUUCAGGAGAUGAUGCCUUGUAUUUUCUGAGGAAUGUGCUCUUUCACAAUUUCUAGAAUGUAAGUUGGCAUUCAAUGAGAUAAGUACCAGUCACACAUUCGACCAGAUAUGCAAUGUUAAAGGCAAUAGUAAAUGAUGAUAUUGAAAUGAUCAAUCAGUGUCUAGAUCGGGGCUGGGACAUUAAUGCGAUUCUUGAUAUUGAAGGAAAAUUUAACGCAGCUAGUCUAGCUGCCCAUCUUGACAAAUUAGAAAUCUUACAUUAUUUAGAUAUGAGAGGAGCCGACAUUAAUAGUGCUGUGGGCAAGCAUUAGCAGACUCCUCUUAUGACAAGUAUGAUGAGUUGGAAUGUCAGAAUAAUUGACUAUCUAAUGGAGAGAGGUGUCGACCCAUUUAUCAAAGAUUCAUAUGGAUUUACUGCUUUAAGGAAGGCUCAAAUAAAGUAGUUUAGAACUAUAUCAUCUAUGCUUUAGCAAUAUGAGCAAAGAUUUUAAAGCAGGCAAAUUAGCUUUUUAAACUCCAUAACAACUGAUAAAUGGCAUAAAGAACUUGAAAAUGUUGAUAUUACUAAAUAUAAAACAUUUGCCAUUCACAAGGGAAGUGAAAGUACAUCAAUGGGAAAAUUCAAGCCCUCUGAUUUUCUUACGUCAGGGACAUAUCCCUUCUCUAACUUAGAAGAUAACUCGAUCGUGUUUAAAUUCAUUAAUCAUAACUUCAUAUUCUUCAGAUCAGGUGAUGAAAAGUUGGUUGCUUGA